Messenger RNA from Symphalangus syndactylus (siamang), 2608 nucleotides. RefSeq names its product ring finger protein 8 (gene RNF8). Gene Ontology annotation, biological process: ubiquitin-dependent protein catabolic process; double-strand break repair; protein K48-linked ubiquitination. Gene Ontology annotation, cellular component: ubiquitin ligase complex; nucleus; cytosol. Gene Ontology annotation, molecular function: histone binding; ubiquitin protein ligase activity. The record is from RefSeq and is a predicted model, not a curated record. NCBI's taxonomy places the organism in Eukaryota, Metazoa, Chordata, Mammalia, Primates, Hylobatidae.
UUCCUGGCCGAGGGCGGGCGAGCCGAGCCUGCAGUAGCAGCGAUUGCGAGCGUGUGGCGAUUGCUUCUGUCUGUCAUUUAGAUAUGGAAGCUGAGGGGAUGCACGGAGGCAGCCGGAACCUGGGUCGGGGUCUCGCUGGGUGCUGACCGCCCCCGGGGUCGAGUAGGCGAUGGGGGAGCCCGGCUUGUUCGUCACAGGAGACCGCGCCGGUGGCCGGAGCUGGUGCCUGCGGCGGGUGGGGAUGAGCGCCGGGUGGCUGCUGCUGGAAGAUGGGUGCGAGGUGACUGUAGGACGAGGAUUUGGUGUCACAUACCAACUGGUAUCAAAAAUCUGCCCCCUGAUGAUUUCUCGAAACCACUGUGUUUUGAAGCAGAAUCCUGAGGGCCAGUGGACAAUUAUGGACAACAAGAGUCUAAAUGGUGUUUGGCUGAACAGAGCACGUCUGGAACCUUUAAGGGUCUAUUCCAUUCAUCAGGGAGACUACAUCCAACUUGGAGUGCCUCUGGAAAAUAAGGAGAAUGCGGAGUAUGAAUAUGAAGUUACUGAAGAAGACUGGGAGACAAUAUAUCCUUGUCUUUCCCCAAAGAAUGACCAAAUGAUAGAAAAAAAUAAGGAAUUGAGAACUAAAAGGAAAUUCAGUUUGGAUGAAUUAGCAGGUCCUGGAGCUGAAGGCCCUUCAAAUUUGAAAUCCAAAAUAAAUAAAGUGUCUUGUGAAUCUGGUCAGUCAGUGAAAUCACAAGGGAAAGGUGAAGUAGCCAGUACACCCUCUGAAAAUUUGGAUCCUAAGUUGACUGCCCUUGAGCCAAGUAAGACCACAGGGGCUCCCAUUUACCCUGGCUUCCCCAAAGUCACAGAGGUUCAUCAUGAGCAGAAAGCCUCAAACUCUUCAGCAUCUCAGAGAAGCUUACAGAUGUUUAAGGUGACCAUGUCCAGGAUUCUGAGGCUGAAAAUACAGAUGCAGGAAAAACAUGAAGCUGUUAUGAAUGUGAAAAAGCAGACCCAAAAGGGGAACUCAAAGAAAAUUGUGCAAAUGGAGCAGGAACUGCAGGACUUACAGUCCCAGCUGUGUGCAGAGCAGGCUCAGCAGCAGGCAAGAGUGGAGCAACUAGAGAAGACUUUGCAGGAUGAAGAACAGCAUCUUCAGGGUUUGGAGAUAGCACAAGGAGAAGAGGACCUGAAGCAACAGCUGGCCCAGGCUCUGCAGGAGCACUGGGCUCUAAUGGAAGAGCUAAAUCGCAGCAAGAAGGACUUUGAAGCAAUCAUUCAAGCCAAGAACAAAGAAUUAGAGCAGACCAAGGAAGAGAAGGAGAAGGUGCAAGCACAGAAGGAAGAAGUUCUCAGCCACAUGAAUGAUGUGCUAGAGAAUGAGCUCCAAUGUAUUAUUUGUUCAGAAUACUUCAUUGAGACAGUGUCUCCCUCCGUCGCCCAGGCUGGAGUGCAGUAACGCCAUCAUGGCUCACUGCAGCCUCUAGCUCCCAGAGCUCAAGUGAUCCUCUCACCCCAGCCUCUUGAGUAGCUGGGACUACAGACUGUGCCACCAUGCCUGGCUAUUUUUUUUUUUUCUUUUUUUGUUGGGAUGGGGUUUCGCCAUGUCUCUCAGACUGGUCUCAAAUUCCUGGGCUCAAGCAGUCCACCUGCUUCAGCUCCCCAAGCGCUGGGAUUACAGGUGUAAGCAUUCAUGCACUUAAUAGUCCUACUCAUAUCCAGUAACAUUUUGUUUGCAAGGUGGCCAGCCCACAUUGGGAGCGUGGUCGGAGUUGGUGGACUGAAAAAGACAAAUCAGCCUGCCUGGAGCCUGAGUCUGUGACCUUAACUUUGAGAAAAGAAAAGAAUUGUCGAACAUAAAGCUUAAAAUUUCCCAACCCAGGCCAGGUGCGGUGGCUCACACCUGUAAUCCCAGCACUUUGGGAGGCCGAGGCGGGCGGAUCACGAGGUCAGGAGAUCAAGACUAUCCUGGCUAACACGGUGAAACCCCGUCUCUGCUAAAAAUACAAAAAAUUAGCCGGGAGUGGUGGCAGGCGCCUGUAGUCCCAGCUACUCGGGAGGCUGAGGCAGGAGAAUGGUGUGAACCCAGGAGGCGGAGCCUGCAGUGAGCCGAGACUGCGCCACUGCACUCCAGCCUGGGGGACAGAGCAAGACUCCGUCUCAAAAAAAAAAAAAUUUUUUUCCCAACCCUAAAAACGAUUUCUGCCUCUGUCACCCUGGCCGGAGUGCAGUGGUGUGAUUUUGUCUCACUGCAACCUCCAUCUCCUGGGUUCAAGGAAUUCUCGUGCCUCAACCACCUGAGUAGCUGGGGUUACAGGUGUGCACCACUGUGACUGGCUAAUAUUCGUAUUUUUAGUAGAGACGAGGUUUUACCAUGUUGCCCAGGCUGGUCUCAAACUCCUGACCUCAGGUGACCCACCCGCCUUGGCCUUCCAAAGUGCCGGGAUUACAGGCAUGAGCCAUCACGCCCAGCCCAACCCCAAGAAUGAUUCUGAUACUCUUUAUAAGCCCUCAAGAUGGGAUUGUUGUUAAUUUUCCAUUUGGCCUUUGAAAUUCACUCCUGUCCUAACUUUGAGAUCACAAGCAUCCUGAGAAAGUAAGCAUGAAAGUUCUGAUAUGUGUG